Zalophus californianus (California sea lion) is the source of this 878-nucleotide messenger RNA. RefSeq lists its product as uncharacterized. The record is from RefSeq and is a predicted model, not a curated record. The transcript has 7 exons. The coding region runs from base 1 to 783 and encodes 260 amino acids. Lineage: Eukaryota; Metazoa; Chordata; Mammalia; Carnivora; Otariidae.
AUGGCUGGCUACUUUCUCUCUUUCCCUCGCCCGCCCGGAAGCUCUUCCGUCUCGCUCCGAAGGGCGGCCGGCUGCAGGCGUCGGGACACCACCGGGGGCGUCCACGGAGAGCUCCACGCGUCUGCGCUGCUGCCUGGUUUCCGUGGUAACCGCGCCCUGGCGCGGCGGGAUGCUGGUUGGCGGAAGGGAGCUGCCGCCUGCUUGGGACCAGGGACGAGCACCCUCAAGUUCUGUGCCAUGCUCCUCGAUCUAGACCUCUGCCUGACAACCCAGGCUGCAAGAAGGAGUCGAGUCUUCCAAAGACGAGUUUACCUGGCUUGUGAAGAGGCUGCCAAUGAGGCUGUCCGGUGUGAGCGCCGGGCUCUGAGGAGUCCCGUUGGGCCUGCUGCUGUUCGAUGGAACUUCACGGCUCCGGGACAGGAAGCACCGGACUCUGACUCCGCUCCCACGGUGUCCGGGAAAGCCCGCGGGUCUGCAGAACGUGAAAGCAGGGCGGAUAAAAGGGGAGAGGUAUCACGUUCAAAUCGAACUCGAAGGACUUCUCCUCUCACCUUCCAUGUAAAGAUAGCCACUGGUGACAUUUGGGCAUAUUUAUGCUUGCGAUCCUUUAAAGAGAGCUCUGCUAGAGGUGGAAAAGUCCAAGAUCUGGAGAAGCCAAUGAAGAAGAGCCAGAACAGAGAAGACAGCUUCCAGACAAGAACAACACUGGUUGAGCUGGAAUAUGGCCCGGUUGCUCUGAACAGAAUCGUAAGGUCAGAUAUUUUUGGGCUGAAUCAUCUUUAGGCUUUGAAACCAAAAAUCUGUAUAUUGAAGUUUGAAGAGUGUGAAAUCACAGUACUUUUUAGAAUGUUGCCAAAGUUUCAGAAAAAUGAGACUUC